Molecule: messenger RNA, 6191 nt
Organism: Zootermopsis nevadensis
Lineage: Eukaryota; Metazoa; Arthropoda; Insecta; Blattodea; Termopsidae
Gene: brm
Product: ATP-dependent helicase brm
Biological process (GO): regulation of DNA-templated transcription
Cellular component (GO): nucleus
Molecular function (GO): ATP binding; histone binding
Source: RefSeq, a predicted model, not a curated record
CUCAGUCACCCCAGCCAGUGCCCUACUCCACCCUAUCAACAACAGCAGCAGCAACAACAACAACAACAACAGCAGCAGCAACGGACCAGUCAACAGCAAUCGGAUUCUGGUUCAUCUACCCCACCUGGCAUGAUGCAACACCCCAUGCGACCACCAGGUCCUCCUGGUGGGCAGCCUCCCACACAGUCUCCAAUGACGGCUCAGAUGGCCCCCACCAUGGGACCAGCCCCACCUCCUCCCCAACCACAACAGCAGCAGCAACAGCCACAACAGCAACUACCCAUGCCCCCUGCACCACUAGUUCAGUCUCCACGACUACCUCAGCAUCCGUCUGCUCAGCCCAUCAUACCUGCACCGCCGUUAGUUCAGCAACCGCCUCUGCCUCCACCUCCUGUAGUGAUGCCACAAGGGCCAGGUCCCAUGCCACAGAUGCCGAAUCAGCAGCAGGCAGUUGGCCCUGGUCCAAUGUCAGGAGGCAUGCCACCCAUGGUACCCUCAAGCAGACCGUCAGCACCUCCAGUGCAGCAGCCCUGCACACCACAAGCCCAGCAGAAACAGAAUCGAGUCACGUCUCUUUGUAAGCCACUUGGUUUGGAUCCACUUCUCAUAUUGCAGGAGAGAGAGAAUAGAGUUGCAGCUCGUAUUGCUCAGCGCAUUGAGCAGCUCAGUAACCUACCGAUCACCAUACCAGAAGAUCUUCGUGUUCAAGCUCAGAUAGAACUCAGAGCUCUCAGAGUUCUUAAUUUCCAGAGGCAGCUCAGAUGUGAAAUUUUGUCCUGUACACGGAGGGAUACAUCCCUUGAGACAGCAAUUAAUGUGAAAGCAUACAAACGCACGAAGCGUCAAGGAUUGCGUGAGGCGAGAGCGACCGAGAAAUUGGAGAAACAGCAGAAACUGGAGGCAGAGAGGAAGAAGAGACAGAAACAUCAGGAAUUCUUGGUAUCAAUUCUGCAACAUGGAAAGGACUUCAAAGAAUAUCACCGAAACAACCAAGGCAAAGUGGCACGCUUGAACAAGGCUGUCAUGAAUUACCAUGCAAAUGCAGAGCGUGAGCAGAAGAAAGAACAGGAACGGAUUGAGAAGGAGCGUAUGCGUCGCCUCAUGGCAGAAGAUGAAGAAGGGUAUAGGAAACUAAUUGAUCAAAAGAAGGACAAACGUCUUGCAUUCCUUCUGUCACAGACAGAUGAAUAUAUUGGAAAUCUCACAGAAAUGGUAAAGCAGCACAAAAUAGAACAGAAGCGCAAACAGCAGGAACUUAAACAGAAGAAAAAGAAGAAGAAGAAGAAGGCUGAAGGUGAAGGCAGUGGAGAAGGAGGUGAAGGGGAUGAAGAGAGCUCUCACUCUGUAGAUCCAAGAGUUGCUGUUGUUGAACUAUCUACCGGCAAACUGUUGACUGGUGAAGAAGCACCAUUGGCAAGUCAGCUGCAGGCCUGGCUUGAUGCCCAUCCUGGUUGGGAGGCACAUGAAGAGGAGGAUGAUGAUGAGGAUGAAGAUGAUGAUGAAGAAGAUGGUUCAGAGGACGACUCUGAGGAAGAAGAGCAGGAUUCUGCAUCCACUCCAAAACCAAACACAUCAAACAGCUCAAGUGCAUCAGAUGAAGACAAAGCAAGAGAGAUGAUAAAAAAGGCAAAAGUUGAAGAUGAUGAGUACAAGACAUCCACUGAAGAGCAGACAUAUUACAGUAUUGCACAUACAAUUCAUGAGAUUGUGACAGAGCAGUCCACCAUCCUAGUGAAUGGAAAUUUGAAGGAGUACCAAAUAAAGGGCCUAGAAUGGCUUGUCUCGCUGUUCAACAAUAACCUAAAUGGAAUCCUAGCAGAUGAGAUGGGCCUUGGCAAAACAAUCCAGACCAUUGCCCUCAUCACAUACCUGAUGGAGAAAAAGAAAGUGAAUGGACCAUUCCUCAUCAUUGUGCCUCUUUCCACUCUGUCUAACUGGGUUCUGGAGUUUGAUAAGUGGGCGCCUUCAGUGGUGGUAGUUGCAUAUAAAGGGUCACCUGCCAUGCGGCGGCAGAUACAGAGUCAGAUGCGCUCCACAAAAUUUAAUGUCCUCCUCACAACCUAUGAAUAUGUGAUCAAGGAUAAGGGCAUGCUUGCCAAGUUGCACUGGAAGUAUAUGAUAAUAGAUGAAGGCCACCGAAUGAAGAACCACCACUGCAAACUAACUCAGGUCCUUAACACACACUACCUAGCCACACAUAGGCUCUUGCUGACAGGUACUCCACUACAAAAUAAGCUGCCUGAACUCUGGGCACUUCUGAAUUUUCUUCUUCCAUCAAUUUUCAAGUCGUGCAGCACGUUUGAGCAGUGGUUUAAUGCUCCAUUUGCAACAACUGGAGAAAAGGUUGAACUGAAUGAGGAGGAAACUAUUUUGAUUAUCCGUCGUCUUCAUAAGGUAUUGAGGCCAUUUCUUUUGCGACGAUUGAAGAAGGAGGUGGAAUCUCAGUUGCCUGAUAAGGUUGAGUACAUUGUAAAGUGUGACAUGUCAGGCCUUCAGAGGGUUCUGUAUAGACAUAUGCAGAGUAAAGGUGUGUUGUUAACAGAUGGUUCAGAAAAAGGGAAACAAGGCAAGGGUGGAGCUAAAGCAUUAAUGAACACCAUUGUGCAAUUACGAAAACUCUGCAAUCAUCCCUUCAUGUUCCAGAAUAUUGAGGAAAAGUACUGUGAUCAUGUGGGUUCCCAGACAGGAGUAGUAUCAGGGCCUGAUCUAUAUCGAGCAUCUGGGAAAUUUGAGCUGUUGGAUCGGAUACUACCGAAGCUGAAGGCUACCAGCCACAGAGUGCUCCUCUUCUGCCAGAUGACGCAGCUUAUGACCAUCAUGGAAGACUACUUAGGGUGGCGUGGAUUUUCAUACCUGAGGCUGGAUGGCACAACAAAGGCUGAGGAUCGUGGUGACCUCCUCCGCAAGUUUAACAGUCCUGAUUCGGAAUACUUCUUGUUCCUUCUGAGUACACGAGCUGGAGGACUUGGCUUGAACCUGCAGGCAGCUGACACUGUCAUCAUAUUUGACUCAGACUGGAAUCCUCACCAGGACCUACAAGCACAGGACCGAGCCCAUCGUAUAGGACAACAGAAUGAGGUUCGUGUGCUCCGACUGAUGACAGUCAACUCCGUAGAGGAGAGGAUCCUAGCUGCCGCCCGCUAUAAACUUAACAUGGAUGAGAAGGUUAUCCAAGCAGGCAUGUUUGACCAGAAGUCCACAGGCUCAGAAAGACAGCAGUUUCUUCAAAGUAUUUUACAUCAGGAUGAUGCAGAAGAGGAGGAGGAGAAUGAAGUACCCGAAGAUGACACAGUAAACCGCAUGAUUGCUCGUAAUGAGUGUGAGUUAGAACUCUUUUCACGUAUGGAUCUGGAACGUCGACGUGAAGAGGCAAAGCUUGGCCCAAAUCGUAAAUCACGACUGAUAGAAGAAGGAGAAUUGCCCGAUUGGCUUGUUAAAGAUGAUGAGGAAGUUGAGCGAUGGACGUUUGAAGAGGAGGAGGAAAACUACCUUGGGCGAGGAUCCAGGCAGAGGAAGGAAGUGGACUACAGUGACAGCCUAACAGAAAAGGAAUGGCUUAAGGCAAUAGAUGAAGCUGGGGAGGACUAUGAGGAAGAGGAGGAAGAAGAAGAGAAAAAGCUACGCAAGAAAACACGAAAGCGGCGCAAAAAGGGUGAAGACGAUGAAGAAGAAGAAUCAACACAAAUCAAGAAGCGCAGAAAUACUGCAGCUGCUGCAACUAAUGUGACCACAUCAGUUGACCCAAGACUGAAACGAAAGAUGAGAAAGUUGAUGAACAUUGUCAUCAAAUAUACUGACAGUGAUGGGCGAGUGCUGAGUGAGCCAUUCAUGAAACUCCCUUCCCGUCGUGAACUACCAGACUACUAUGAAAUCAUCAAGAAACCUCUUGAUAUUAAGAAGAUCCUGCAACGAAUUGACGAGGGAAAGUUCAGUGAUUUUGAUGAUCUGGAGCGUGACUUCAUGCAAUUAUGUAAGAAUGCACAGACAUACAAUGAAGAAGCAUCUCUGAUACAUGAGGAUUCCAUUGUUCUCCAGUCAGUAUUUACCAAUGCUAGACAGCGUCUUGAGCAAGAAGGAGAAUCAGAUGAUGACGAUAAGUCACGUGGUGAUGGUGCAGAAGAAGACAUUACAUCUGAUGUAGAUUCUUCUGUUAAGAUGAAAAUCAAACUGAAAGGGCGCAAGGUAGAAUCUCGAGGCAGUGGUCGCCGCAAAAGAUCUGUCAGGAAAUAUGUUAGUGAUGAUGAAGAAGACGAGCCCCUGGCAGGCAAUUGAAGCAGCAGUUUGAAACACUUAACAUGUUAGGAUCAGUAUGAAUGUUUGGUAUUAUGUGACAGUAUUUUGAAAAUAUUUGUCAUCUCUGAAGUUUCUACAACUAUUUAAUGUAGGAGUUGAAAUCAUAUUGAGUAUCCAAAAAUAUUAGUAAAAAUGUUUAUGACAGCCAGCUGCUGAUCUAGCCAACUGCUCUCUGAUGAGGUUUCUGUUGCAGUAGAGCACUGCUGUGCUGUAGUUAACAGUUCACAUCUGCCUUCUUGAACCAAAAUAUAUGAGACUGUAUUUAUUUACUGAGAGAAUUUCUUAAACUGUUUAUGUGCAGCUUUUUCUUCUCCAGCUGAUUUUUAGAAAUGUGUUUUUACAAUGCACUUCUUAAUCCUUUGUGGUCCAUUUGUAAUUUAGAGUGCUGCAAAGGUUUAAUAUUAAUUACCCAUAUUCAUGAACAAAAAUAAAGUGUUAUAUAAUGUCAUAAAUAAUAGUUAAACUGAGAUAGUGCUAUGCACAGAAUCAGUGUUACAGCACACUGCUGUUUAUUUAUUAUUGUAGUAUUAUCCUUGUAUAUGCAGUUAGUUGAAUUUGAGUGAUGUUUUUAAACUAAGAAAUUCUCUCACUCUCUCUCUGUUCAUGUUUAGUAAAUAUUAUUAUAAUAUUUUUUUGAAUGUGAGGAAUUGAAUAUUCUUCAGGUGAAUAAUUUUAUUAUUUUUCUCAGCAUUUAUUAUGCAGAGGCUUUUUUAUGUUUUGGUAAUAUAAAUGUAUGUUCCUUCCUACCCAUCAGAUUCCUGUUACAUAAUCCAGUAUCAUCUCAACUGAUGGCCUGCUGGGUAAACAGAUGAAUCUAUUCUUUCAUAUUCUGGAGAAAGGAAGGGAAAAUAUCUUAUGCUUUUAUAAUGUUAUGAUACAUUAUGAAGAGUAGUAAUUACCGAUUAGCCCAAUCAUUAGCAAAUGAUAAACACAGUCACACCAGAAUUGUGUAUGGUCAGAUGCAUUUUAUAAUAAUUUUGUGAGAUUUCAGGUACUUGCAACAUUGAGUAUGAAGAUGUAGUGUGGUUGAUAUUGACUGACAUUUAAAAGGAACAUACAGCCUCCAUUUUCCAUGCAUCCUAAUGAUAGAGGUGGUAAGCAGAUCUAAACAUUGGUCAGUACCUACCAGACCACAUGGCACAACAUCCCAGAAGACAGCCAUAUUUAUAGUAAUUUUUGUCCUUUUGUUUUCAUGCCUGAUUUCAGUAUGUAACUUCCUUCCUUUCAUAAAUGCCCAGCCUCUAAGCAUUCACACUGAAGGUGGCAUUUGCAAUGUUUGCCAAAAUGAUGGAUAAUUAUCAGUAUUUGAUGCGGCCUAUCCCAUAAAGCCGAAGUUACUUAUAAUAAUUUUGUUCAUUUGGAGUGUUGCCUGCGGAUUAAUUACAAUAGCUGUAACUCAUCUGCAAAGGUACAAGAGUGAUAAAAUAACUUCCCUAUCAGAUAUCACGAUGAAGAAAGAUGACAGGCAUGAUUUUUACAUUCCUCAGGACUAUGUUCUACAUAGAACAGGUGAAUUUCUGUAUGAAGUUACAGAGAUCCACCAGUGAGACCUUUGUAUGUUAAGAGAAUCCAGAAUAAUGUAAAGAUGGUUGUAACCUUAAGUAUUCUUUGCCAUGCAUAAUGAAAAGUUCAUUGCCAUUUUCAUAUGUGCUUUUCUGUUUUGCAUCUUGCUUUGAUUACAUCUGUUAACUUUUAUGCAACUGAGGUAUUCUGGUUUAUGAUUCUGUGCAAUUUGUACAUGGUUACCAACAUUUUGGUAGAACAUUAUUAGGUCAAAUAUCCUUUAGAUUAAUGUUGAUGAUGAUACAGGUAUAUUAACUUUUUUUUAGUAGUGAUGUAUUUCUAAUUUUAUGCAUUGAAUGUAAAGAAUGUACAAAUAUACUUACUUUAUAUGAGGA